This is a messenger RNA of Suillus bovinus, 279 nucleotides long. RefSeq lists its product as uncharacterized. The transcript has a single exon. NCBI's taxonomy places the organism in Eukaryota, Fungi, Basidiomycota, Agaricomycetes, Boletales, Suillaceae. The coding region runs from base 1 to 279 and encodes 92 amino acids. The record is from RefSeq and is a predicted model, not a curated record.
AUGUUUGGACAGUCAGGUUCACGGUUCAGACCCUUGCUGAACCAGAACUGGACCAUUGUCAGACCAAAACAGACCUGGUGUCCAUCACUAGGCACCAACAAUGCACCUGUCUACAACAUUAUACACAUUGAUUCGAUCUAUCGCAUGGCUCACCUUAUUCCCGUCUAUGGCAGACGAUUUCUUUAUCACAACAUUAACCUUCACAACUUAUAUGACAGUUUCCGUACAUUCUAUGUUAAUAAGUAUGCUGAUCAUCAUGCUUUCGAGCUUGCAUCAUAG